CUGCUAUGCGCCUGAUUUUAGAAUAGCUUCCGAAUAUAGGCAAGAGUCUAGUUGAAAGUAAGCGAUUAAGGUUGGCCCCCACUUUUCAAAAUUUCGCACGGUGUCGACCUGUUACAAAUCUUGCAGUUAGCUCGAGUUGCAAGUGCCCUUGUCUUUUCUUGCUUUCUUUUUCUUUUCUCUAACCCUUUCUCACAAAACAUACAAUGUUGUCUGCUGUCCUAAAGUCGCCAUCGUUAAUCAGAGCAUCUCCAGUUGCUCGCCGAAGCUUCUCUACAAACUUCCCCGCUCUUCAACAUGCUGCUGCUGCUAGCCAGUCGUCCACAGCCCCCAACGUUAAGAACUAUAUCAAUGGCGAGUUUACUGAGUCGCAGGCUAGCAAGUGGAUUGAGUUGAGAAACCCUGCCACUCAAGAACUCCUCGGUAUGGUUCCCGAAACCACGCAAGAAGAGUUACAAGAAGCUACCAAGUCAGCCGCCUAUGCUGCCAAAGAAUGGAAGAAGACAACCGCAUUGCAGCGUCAACGUGUCAUGAUGGACUUGCAGUACUUGAUUCGUCAAAACCAGGACAAAAUUGCCGAAAACAUUGUAGAGGAACAGGGCAAGACCUUUGUUGACGCCAAGGGUGAUGUUUUCCGUGGUCUUCAGGUCGUUGAGCAAGCUUGCGGUUUGACCACUGGCUUGAUGGGUGAAAAGUUGACUGUCGCAAAAGAUAUGGAGACAUACAUGUACCGUGAGCCAUUGGGUGUCACUGCUGGUAUCUGCCCAUUCAACUUCCCAGCCAUGAUUCCUCUCUGGAUGUUCCCCUUGUCUAUUGCCGCUGGUAACUCGAUCAUCAUGAAGCCUUCUGAGCGCGAUCCCGGUGCCAUGAUGAUGUUGGCUGAAUUGGCUGCCGAAGCUGGUGUCCCUAAGGGUGUUUUGAACAUUGUUCACGGCUCCGUGGACUGUGUGAACUACAUUUGCGAUGCUCCUGAGAUCAAGGCUAUCUCGUUUGUUGGUUCCGAUCGCGCUGGUCAGCACAUUUAUACACGUGGUAACGCCAACGGCAAGCGUGUCCAAGCCAACCUGGGUGCCAAGAAUCACGCUGUUGUGCUUCCAGACGCCAAUAAGAACGCCACUUUGAAUGCUAUUGCUGGCGCUGCUUUCGGUGCUGCUGGUCAGCGCUGUAUGGCUUUGAGCACAUUGGUCAUGGUGGGUGAGACCAAGGAAUGGUUGCCUGAAUUGGCUGAACGUGCCAGACAACUCAAAGUCGGUUAUGGUAUGGACCCUGAAGUUGAUUUGGGUCCAGUGAUCACUGUGCAGGCAAAGGAACGUGCAGAACGUUUAGUCCAGAGCGGUGCUGAUGAAGGUGCCAACAUCUUGUUGGAUGGUCGCGGUAUUGUCGUCAAGGGUUACGAAAAGGGCAACUUUGUUGGUCCUACUAUCAUCACUGAUGUCAAGACUAACAUGGAGUGCUACCGUGAAGAAAUCUUUGCACCUGUCUUGGUCUGCUUAAAUGUUGACACUUUGGAUGAGGCUAUUGAAUUGGUCAACGCUAACCCCUAUGGUAACGGUACCGCCGUCUUCACCAACUCGGGCCCCAUUGCUCGCAAGUUCGAGCAUGAGAUCGAUGUCGGCCAGGUUGGCAUCAACGUUCCCAUCCCUGUGCCCGUUCCACCCUUCUCCUUCACUGGUAGCCGUGGAUCCAUCUUGGGUGACAUGAACUUCUAUGGCAAGAGCGGUCUUCACUUCUACACCAAGCCUAAGACUGUCACUGCUCUCUGGAAGGAGACCGAUGCUACUCACACUCGCUCCAGCGUCGCUAUGCCCACCAUGCAGUGAACCAAAAAAAAAGCAUCACCCAUACUAUAUCUUUUCCCUUUUGAUAGUACAUAUACGUAGAACGGUACAUAUCAAUGACAACAAAAACCAAAAUAUGCACAUACAUAAUAAAAUACAUUACAAACAUCAUUGACAUAUCUUGAUGCUGGUACUUUCUCUUCUCC
Molecule: messenger RNA, 1981 nt
Organism: Zychaea mexicana
Lineage: Eukaryota; Fungi; Mucoromycota; Mucoromycetes; Mucorales; Lichtheimiaceae
Product: methylmalonate-semialdehyde dehydrogenase
Exons: 7
Coding region: 204-1817 (537 amino acids)
Biological process (GO): L-valine catabolic process; thymine catabolic process
Cellular component (GO): mitochondrion
Molecular function (GO): methylmalonate-semialdehyde dehydrogenase (acylating, NAD+) activity; malonate-semialdehyde dehydrogenase (acetylating, [NAD(P)+]) activity
Source: RefSeq, a predicted model, not a curated record